AUGAAGCGCAAAGUGCUGCUUAUGGGCCAAUCCGGCUGCGGGAAAACGUCGAUGCGUUCGCUCAUCUUCUCCUCCUACCGAGCGGCCGACACACGGCGACUCGGCUCCACACUCGACGUUGAACAUUCACAUGUGCGCUUCCUCGGAAACCUCGUGCUCAACCUGUGGGAUUGUGGCGGUCAGCAGUCAUACAUGGACUCGUACCUCGACAAACAACGUUCGCAGGUGUUUUCUACCGUCGGCGUGCUCAUCUACGUCUUCGACCUCGUCGCCGCCGCAGAGGGAGGAGACGAAGAUCAAACCGAAUGGGAACGUGAUCUGCGCUACUACAAGGACUGUGUCUCGGCGCUGUACCAGUACAGCCCGGAUGCGCAGGUGUUCUGCCUGUUGCACAAGAUGGAUCUCAUCGACAAGUCUAGGAGGGCAGCAGUAUAUUCUCACCGUGUCAAGCAGUUGAGGCGCAAGAGCAAGGAGGUAGCACAUGCAGCAGGUAGCAAAGCCGACGGUUUCAGGGUGCAAUGCUUUGCCACAAGCAUCUGGGACGAAAGCUUGUACCGCGCUUGGAGCCGAAUUGUGCAGACCCAGAUUCCGGCGCUGAGCGUGCUCGAGAGGCAUCUGCAGCUGUUUGUCGAUACGUGCUCGGCGAGCGAAGUGGUCGUGUUUGAACGUACCACCUUUCUCGUCAUCGCCAAAGCGUUUGGAACGUCCACCAAAGAAGCGCUAUCCUCUUCGUUUGAAAAGGCUCGGCUUGGUGCCAGCUCAGGCUUCAGCUACGACGAGGACGAAGAAGGCAUGGAAGGCUUCCGCGAUACCCAAGGUAAAUUACCCAACACCUCACUAGGUUCCGGCUUCUUCCACGCAUCCGACUCGGCCUUCUCCUCCUCCUCGUCGUCCACCUCGAAACCCACCUCGACAGCGUUGGACCCGGAACGCUUCGAAAAGGUCUCGGAACUCAUCAAGAACUUCAAGCUCUCCUGCCAGAAGCUGCCCGCUAAAACGUCGCAAUCCGAGUUCCAGGCGAUGGAACUCAGAACAUCCACCUUUUCGGCUUACAUCGACAGUCUCACCUCGAAUACGUACAUCAUGAUCCUCAUCGCCGACCCCGCCAUCCAUCUCGCAAGCGUCAAACUCAACGUCCAGCUCGCUAGAGAUCAUUUUGAACGUCUGCAGGCAAUCAACCUGCAUCCAUAG
This is a messenger RNA of Mycosarcoma maydis (corn smut), 1191 nucleotides long. Its product is annotated as Rag GTPase GTR1. The transcript has a single exon. Bases 1 to 1191 code for a protein of 396 amino acids. The record is from RefSeq and is a predicted model, not a curated record. Gene Ontology annotation, cellular component: fungal-type vacuole membrane; nucleus; Gtr1-Gtr2 GTPase complex. Lineage: Eukaryota; Fungi; Basidiomycota; Ustilaginomycetes; Ustilaginales. Gene Ontology annotation, biological process: regulation of autophagy; positive regulation of TOR signaling; cellular response to starvation. Gene Ontology annotation, molecular function: GTPase activity; GTP binding.